This is a messenger RNA of Microplitis mediator, 1754 nucleotides long. RefSeq lists its product as uncharacterized. Lineage: Eukaryota; Metazoa; Arthropoda; Insecta; Hymenoptera; Braconidae. The transcript is spliced from 2 exons. The record is from RefSeq and is a predicted model, not a curated record. The coding region runs from base 102 to 1580 and encodes 492 amino acids.
AACUAAUAAUAGCUUACACAGUCAAGUAAAUACGCAGUAAAUGCAUUGUCAACAUCAGUAAUAAAUUUUACGAAAAAAAUUAUUAACAAAUAAAAAUAAUAAUGGAAGUUGCAAUAUUUAGCGAGCGUAAAAAGUCAAAAAGUAGAGUAUGCUGCGCAGUUAGAGAGUGUCAGAGCAAAGCAAGUAAAAAUUUAAACGUAAUUUUCCAUAAAUUUCCGAAGGCUGGUGGUCAUUUAGUGUCAAUAGAAAAUUUUUUCGGUAAUUUUGAAAAAGUUGACAGAUUAAAAGCGUGGCAAAAAUUAUUAAGAAUAAAUAAAGUCACUCCUCAGAUGAAAGUUUGCUCCUUACAUUUUAAAAAAACCGACUAUUUAUUUCCAGACUACGAUUCAGGGAAAAAAUUUCUGAAAAAAAAUGCCGUUCCUUCAUGCAAUUUACCAAAGUCACUAGUAGCAAAAAAUCCAGUCAAAGAUGAAUCUCGGCUGCAAAGAAGACUAGUAAGACGAAAGGGGGUAGAAUUGACCGUAACACAAAAUACUAAACCCGAUCAAUCUGAUAUAGAAAUCAACGGAUCAAAAAACAAUCCGGAUACUGGUACUGGUACGUCAGCAGUGCAUUCUGGUGUUCCUGAGACGUCAAGCUCUGCACAAAAAGAAAUUAGUACCCAAGUAGAGACAUCGUCUUUUACCAUCACAGUUAUGAAUUUACUGACAUCAGAAAAUGACUUUUCGACUGCUACAGGAAUCCAAUCUUACAAAAUUUUUAAUACUAUUGUUAGACGGGUAGAAAGUGUGUAUGGGGAAGAUUUAUUAAACUUCAAGUUGACUUUGAGAGAACGAAUCAUUCUGACGUAUGUAAAAUUAAAGCAAAACUUAUCAUGGGCGUUUUUAGCUGUAAUUUUCAAAAAAUGUACUGCUGCACAAUGCCGGCAUAUAUUUUACACAACUUUAGACAUGUUGUUCAAGUGUUUAAAAAUUUUGAUCCGAUGGCCACCGAAAGAAGAAAUUUCGCGAAAUUUACCGGAAUGUUUUAAAGACUUUGAACACACCAGAGUUGUUGUAGAUUGCACUGAAAUAUUUAUUCUGGCUCCAAGUAAACUGUGUUGCCAAGAACUGCCUUCUUCGAAUCACAAAAAUUCUACGACAUGUAAAAUAAUGACUGGAAUUACCCCUGGGGGAUUAAUUUCCUAUUUUACUAAACCUUAUGGAGGUAGACUUCUUGACACAGAAUUAUUCGAGCAAAGUGAUCUAAUAAAAUUAUUAGAACCCGGCGAUGCUGUGAUGACUGACAGAGGAUUUUUUAUUGAUGAACUUUGCACCCGGAACAAUUGGAAACUUAUAAGACCGCCGCUGAUUAAAGAUCAAAAGCAAUUGAGCAGAUGUGAAGCGAUAUUGGCAUCAAAAAUUGCUGAGGCUCGAGUUUACGUUCAAAGAUUUAACCAGCAAAUAAAAGCUUUUGCACUUGUAGGUGGAACAAUGUCUGCAGAACUAGUACCAGUACUCCAUGAAAUUUUUACAGUUGUUUGUGCCACAGUAAAUUUAAGCUCUCCCAUAGUUAAUGAUGAUAAGUCCAUGAAAAAUUAAAAACAGUAUUACUUUUAAAGAACUUAAUCAUGUCAUCAAUUGUUAAUUUUUUAUUGAUGGCAGUUUAUUGUUAUAACGAAUACUGUAGUAGUUAUUUUUAAGUCAACUUUUUAAAUUAUUUUUAUAAUAAUAAAUUAUUACAUCAACAGUAUCAUACUGUAAACAUGCUUGUAG